UUCCCUACGCGUAGGGCAGUUAUCGGCCAGAUAGGGUAAACUAGAUAUUAUCCAACGAAACGACGCACUUUACCUACUAAGGCCAGUUAACCUCAUCCCUCCACCCAAAAACAACCGGUUCCGCGGGUUACUCGAUUUCCUUGCUCGAAAAUUCCAGUAUAAUAUGCAUAAAGCUAGUCUCUGUAUUUUUCUCUAGGCGGUUUCAAUCUCAUCUAAACGUCAUAAUCUUCAUCUCCGAUUCCCGGUUCUCGUCGCAGAUCUCUUUCGCUUGCAAUUCUGAAGGUAUAAGGUCUGGAGGAUGGCAGAUAAUGAAGGAGGGGAGAAUGUUCCUCGCGGGAAUGAGUGGGAAGUUGUUUCACUUACGGCAUCAACAUAUGCUGCUGCUCCUGGUCCUAAUGAAGUGGAAAUGAAAGAUGAAAACAAGGAUAAUGCAUAUGUGGGGGAUGAAGCAGAAACUUCCCGUGCCUUGUUCAUGUCUGGGCACUUUGUCUUUCCACCAAGCCAGCAUGAGAAUUUACCACUGGAACGAGAUAAAAGCGAGAUUUUAAAUGAGCAAGUUGGGAAGAAUGCUGCCUCUGAACUUGACGUGCAAGAAGGGGAUAAAUCUGGUGGGAAGGAUGACGAAAUUUGGGCACCGAAGCAUGAAUCUGAAGAGUUCCCUGGGAUACAGAUUUUUGAUGAAAAGGGUAACAGACUACCCAUCUCUGGGGCUGAAUUUGAAGAAAGCAUGACUCUUCCAGAGUUAAAUCUAAAUGAAAAGGAACAGAGUUUAUAUAGUGCUGCCACAUUUAGUUCCUUCCAUAGUGAAACUGAGCUUGGUGGUUCAGCCACAUAUGAGGAUAACCUGGGUAUUCAUGAAGCAAGUGAACAAUCUGAGCAGGAAUUGGAUUUCUCUACAGAUAGUUCUCACUCUCAAACUGCUAAAGAUGAUCAAUACGAUGGGUCUGACCUUCCAUGUGAAGCUUGGUGGAAGAGAAGGGCAGCUUCCUUCUAUACUCAUGCAAAAGAUACGAAUGCAUUUUGGUCCAUUUUCGUUGCAGCUGCUGUCAUGGGUCUUGUGAUUCUUGGACAGCGCUGGCAACAAGAAAGGUGGCGGGCUUUGCAACUCAAGUGGCAGGCCAGCAUCAAUGAGAAAAGUGGCAGGAUGCUGGGACCUAUAUCACGACUUAAGGAUGUGAUUGUGGGUGGCCAUCGACGUAUAAGAGGAAGUUCCUCGAAUGAAAAUUAAGACGAUGACGAAAAAGUUGGGGAGAGUAUCUCAAGGUGGCUAUUAAUAUAUUUUGCUGUGUGGUUGACAUAUUUUUCUGAUGACAAAGAUGAAUAAUUGCGUGUUGAAAGUUUGUGGUGGAUGUGCUUUUGUAAUUAUGGUGGCAUAUUAGUUUGUGGCUCAGUGUUGCAAUUUAUUUAUCUUCGCACAUAUUGGUACGUUCUAACUAAGCAUCUAAACCCAUAAAUUAUGAUUCUAUUUCACUUUGGAGUUA
Messenger RNA from Jatropha curcas, 1481 nucleotides. RefSeq names its product mesoderm induction early response protein (gene ATI1). The record is from RefSeq and is a predicted model, not a curated record. NCBI's taxonomy places the organism in Eukaryota, Viridiplantae, Streptophyta, Magnoliopsida, Malpighiales, Euphorbiaceae. Gene Ontology annotation, cellular component: intracellular membrane-bounded organelle.